Messenger RNA from Sitodiplosis mosellana (orange wheat blossom midge), 2214 nucleotides. Its product is annotated as zinc finger protein 82 homolog. NCBI's taxonomy places the organism in Eukaryota, Metazoa, Arthropoda, Insecta, Diptera, Cecidomyiidae. Gene Ontology annotation, biological process: regulation of transcription by RNA polymerase II. Bases 102 to 2081 code for a protein of 659 amino acids. The record is from RefSeq and is a predicted model, not a curated record. The transcript has 7 exons. Gene Ontology annotation, molecular function: DNA-binding transcription factor activity; RNA polymerase II cis-regulatory region sequence-specific DNA binding.
GACAUUUGAGACAGCCGAGUUUUGAACAGUCCAUAAACAAAAUCUAAUAAAAUAAAUGAACACUUAUUCAACAAUUUGUAGUGAUAGAAAAAUUUCUAGUGAUGGCCACCUUACCGCAAACACGUCAUUGUUGCAUUCAAUCAUGCGUUAACUUCAAAGGCACAACAAGUGACAAGUUUCACUUUUUCAAGCCUUCGAUGGAACGACACAUUCUAGAUAAGUGGAAAGAAGCGAUAAGCCAUCAUCAAGAGGUCAAAAAUAUAACAUUCGUAUGCAAUUUACACUUCGAACGCGAAUCAAUGAUUGAAAUGGACGGACAUCUGUUCCUAAAACAUGGAUCAAUACCAAGCAUUUUCGGCAUUAAUCCACCAACCGAUUCCAGAGAAAUCGAAAAUGAAGAGAUGGCUGUGAAAAUGGAGCCGAUUAGUACUGAGACCCCAAAUACAGUUCAAUUAGUCAACAUCAAUCGAAUAAUACAGAAUACAUCAACGUUUUGUGAUGCACCAACAGAGAUAGAUGAACAGAUCGACAAUGUAGACUCAGUUGAAUGCAAUGGUUGUUACAGACGCAAUGACAAAAUUCAAUGUUUGUUGGCGAACAUUGAGAAACUGAAGAAGUCACAAGAACAAAAGAGAAAGCUGAUUUGUUACUGGAAAUCUCUCGCCGUGUAUUAUAAACGCGGAAACAGAGAGCCGAUUGUGGUUAGAGUUAACAAAUUGAAAGAGAAAUUUAAAAUAACCCAAACUAAACCCAGGAAGCGGGUCAAACCAGUCAGUAUUUCUAACAAAAUUCUCGCCACGGAAUUGAUCAAAGUUGAAGGAAAGCCGACGGGACCAAAGGACGAUGAAACGAACACACUAUUCGAGCCAGAAACAACCACAAUAGAACUAAAUGAAGACGAAAAAGUUGAACAUGAUGAUAAAGUUGAACCAGUUGAAGAAGUUGAAGAAGUUGAACAGGUUGAUAUCACAUUGAAAAAGUCGGAUGCCGAAAUACUGAAUUCCCUCCUCAAACCAUACAAAUGUGGGAAAUGUGACGAAACUUUUGAAAAACCCACUGAACUGUCACGUCACCUGAACACACACAGAGAACGCAUACCGCCUAAGCCGACUAUCAAGAAAACCUACGAAUGUUACAUUUGCAAAAGAGAAUUCAAAUUGUCGUGUAGCAUUCAAAGACAUAUGAAAGUGCACAUCGAAAGUAACGAAAAGUGUGAUGUUUGCCGAUCUGAGGUGACAGCUGAUCAACAUCUUUGCAUCGAAGAGGAGAACAUUUCUUGUGAAUAUUGUCCUCAGACAUUUGUUUCAACCAAAAACCUGUUGGAGCAUUUGGAGAGUGCGCAUAGCGAGAAAAAGUUACACAAGUGCCUCAAAUGCCAUCAAUAUUUCCGGAUGAUGUUUUUGAAAAUUAUACACGAACGAAACCAUGAUAUCAUCACCAAACCAUUCCAUUGUGAGGUGUGUCCGAAAUCAUUCUCAAUUCGAGAUUCGCUUAUGAAUCACCGGCAAAGGGAACAUGCAAAUCAAGAAGAACCCAAAAAACACAGUCAUUUGUGCGAUCAAUGUGGCAAAAAAUUUGUUAGACAAUCCCAAUUAAAGAAUCACUUGCUCUGGCAUUCAGAGCCCACAAUCAAAUGCCCUGACUGUCCGCAACUCUUUCGUACGAGAUAUACUCUGAAGAGACACAGUUACAUACAUCGUAAUGACAUAUUCGUUUGUUCAAUUUGUGGAGUAGAGCUAUCAUCACCGUAUGGCAUGAAAGAUCACAUGAGAUAUAUACAUGGUCCAAUGAAAAGUUUAUUCAAAUGCAAAAUCUGUGCAAAGCUGUUCAAGUAUAAAUACGAUCUUCAGAAACACGUCAAUGCACAUGCAACAGGCAAAGGUUUUCAGUGUACAUUUUGCACAAAUUCAUACAAGUACAGAGGUGAUUUGAACAAGCAUCUGAGAAUUCAUCUUGGAGGAAAAAUUUAUGAGUGUAAAGAGUGUAAUGAACGUUUUAGAUUGCCCUUGGAACUGCAGAAACAUUCCUUUGAGCAUUACAAAGAGCAACAGAUGACCGCCAACAUUACAACAGAGGAAUAACGAACAAUUUCGAUUCAACUGAUUUUUCUUCCGAAAUUUUAAAAACAAAUCGAUGCAAUCACUUUGCGACAUUUUUAAACCGAUGACUAAUAAAAAAAAACUUAAUUAUAAGUUAACUUAAUUAUAAUCCACA